CCCAAAACGCUUCCCUUUCCCCCCACCUCUUCCUUCAAUUCUCCCGCUUAAUCACUAAUCCCAUCUGUCAGCUUGAUUGAGUGCAUCUGCUCCCCGCCCUUUCUCUAUCAUUUGCCAUCGCCUUCUGUCUUAACGUAACUGUCUGCUUACUGUUCCCGACUGAAAAAAAACGCGGCCUGUCUUCGCGCGCUCGAUUCCACCUUCCCUUCUGGUUACUUCACGAAAGGGAGCUAUAGUCUGUUCUCCUCAGUCAUCCUCAGUAAUCGUCUUCCGACUGCGAACAUCUAGAUGCCUGCCCCACCUCCACCUCCUGAGGAAAAGUCCCAGUGGGUUCGGGGCUCUGUUCCUCAGCAGGGGUACUCGUCGCCUUCGGGGUCUAUGCCGCCUCAUCCCUCGUCUCCAUACGCGCAUCAUCUUCCUCCGGUUGUAGGGGGUUCACAAGGACCUGACCAACACGCACCAAACCAAGGAGGGCCAGUUCUACCGCCGCCUCCACCCAUGUCUAUCAUCGGUGGACCACCUCCAAGAUCAGGCCCAUCUAUGCCGUCGUCGCGUCCCCCAUCCAGCCCGUCGCUCAGCAGUGUCCACGGCAGCAAUGCACAUCCUUCGGCCAUCAUGCCGCCUUCGUCUCAUGGCCCUCCACCGAGCCACAAGGCAUCCGAUGCCCACCUUCACCAUUUAGCAUCGUCUCCUCAACCAAACCACAUGGUCCCAUCGCCACACCCAGUGCAGUCUCCACACGGUCCUCACCCAGGCUCGCACAUCAAUCCACCGCCGCCCGCUAUUACACCUGGGCCUGGACCAGGACCGGGGCCUAACCCAGGUUCAGCUCCUCCGCCCCCUCAGCAGGCUCUCCCAGCCCCAAGCGGUGGACCAGCUUCUGCAUCUUCUGCAGCGAGCAGCUAUCGACCCUUGAACGUCAGAGAUGCGCUGUCAUAUCUCGAUCAGGUCAAGGUGCAGUUCCAAGAUCAGCCAGACGUUUAUAACCGCUUCCUAGAUAUCAUGAAGGACUUCAAGAGUCAAAACAUCGAUACACCAGGAGUGAUUGAGCGCGUUUCGACACUGUUCAAGGGACACCCAACUCUUAUUUCCGGAUUUAACACGUUCUUGCCUCCAGGAUACCGCAUCGAGUGCCUCAGUAGUGCCAACGAAGCCAACAUGAUCAGGGUGACGACCCCUUCCGGACACACGACAACGCAAAUGGGUGGACCAAUUGUCAUCCCGGAAAGACUACCGCCGCCUGCGCCUUCGCACUACAACCAGUCUUCAUACCAUAUGCAGCAGGGAAGCGGCUACCAGCCCUCGAUUCCAUCCAUCUCUCAGAUCCAACUGCCUCCUGUCAAUUCGUCUGGAUACAUGUCGCAGCAAUCUUCCCAGGCUUUGGGGCUAUCUGGAUCGCAGAAUGGUGCUAGCAGCAAGAAGACCCCUGUCGAAUUCAAUCAUGCUAUCAACUAUGUGCACAAGAUCAAGAAUCGAUUCGCGAAUGACCCCGAAACAUACAAGCAGUUUUUGGAGCUGCUGCAGGCGUACCAAAAGGAGAUGAAGCCCAUAACCGAUGUCUAUUCCCACGUCACUCUGCUAUUCAAGAACGCACCCGAUCUUUUGGACGAGUUCAAGCAGUUCUUGCCUGAGAACGGCAAUCCCCCCAAUCCUGAUUUAUUUGACGAGAUGAUGCCCCAGCCUUCGACACUGGCACCCCCUCCACGAUCUAUGCCAGUUCUGAGUACUCUCAGCAACGGUAUGGCUGUCGGCGACUUCCCCAGCCCAUCUUCCAGCGACAUGUAUGCAAAGAAAGGGACUCAAGUGCCUCCUACUACAGUCAUGCAGGGAUCUAGCAAGAAGAAGAGGCCUCCCACCGCCACAAAUGACCGACCGAUGCCAGAAGGCACACCCGGAUCGAACAAGAAGCGGUUGAAGCAGAGCAAUGCCACUGAGGGCGGCAUUUCUCCCCCUAUUUCUGCUAUACAGCCCACCGUGGUAACCAAGAACCCGGCCAGUGCAGAGGAACUCGCAUUUUUUGACCGCGUCAAAAGAUUCUUAGGCAACAAGCAGACGUACAACGAAUUCUUGAAGCUGCUUAACCUGUUCAGUCAAGAUAUUUUGGACCGCAAACUUCUAGUGGAGAAGGUGGAGACGUUCCUCGCCCCUAACAAGGAGCUGAUAGAGUGGUUUAAAGCAUUCGUAGGCUGGGAUGGCAAGGACGAGGUUAUUGAAAACGUUGCUGCUUACCGAGACAAGAUCGACCUGGGUAGCUGCCGAAGAUACGGAGAGAGCUACCGUCUGCUUCCCAAAAGCGAGACGAUGCUGCCUUGCACAGGUCGUGAUGAGAUGUGCUGGGAGGUCUUAAACGAUGUGUGGGCUUCGCAUCCAAACUGGUCUGUGGAGGGCGAGGGAUUCAUGCCGCACAAGAAGAACCAGUUCGAGGAGGUUCUCCACAGGUGCGAGGAGGAUCGUUAUGAGUUUGACAUGAAUAUUGAGGCCAAUCUCCAUACGAUUGCUCUUUUGGAGCCCAUUGCCAAACAGAUCCAGAACAUGUCGUUGGACGAGCGUGCGCGCUUUAAACUUCCGGAGGGCCUCGGAGGUUCAUCCAAGACCAUCUACAAGCGCAUCAUCAGGAAGAUCUACGACAAUGAGCGCGGUGCUGAUGUCAUUGAUGCCUUGCACAAUAAUCCAGCCAUCGCUGUGCCCGUCGUUCUCAAGCGAUUGAAGCUGAAGGAUGAGGAAUGGAAGAAGUCUCAGCGUGAAUGGAACAAGGUGUGGCGGGAGAUCGAUACCAAGAACUUUUACAAGGCAUUGGAUCAUCAAGGCUUUACGUUCAAGACAGCUGACAAAAAGUUCAUCACAACAAAAGCCCUUACCGGCGAGAUUGAAGCUCUUCGCCGUGAACAGAUUGACAGACGUCUUGUGCCAUCUGUUCGCCCUCGCUAUCAACUCCAGUUCCUUUUUAAGGACUCCAGCAUCUUCCGAGACACCAACAACCUCAUCAUGUCCUAUCUUGACAAGCAAAACUCGUUCGUCAACAGCGAUCGGGAAAAGAUGGAAAGCUUUAUCAAGGAGUUCGUGCCUCAGUUCUUCUGCUUGGACAGCCAGUUCAUGAAUGAUGACGACGUUGUGAUGGGUGGCGACGAUGAUCCAGACACCGGAAGUACUAGCAAGACAGGAGAUGCUCAGGUUAAGAUGGAGCCCAAGGACGAUGCUAUUCCUGUCACUGGUCCGAGAGUGCCUGUAGCGGCUGAUAAGGACCAGCAACGGGCUACAUCCCCCAGCAAUACAUGGAUCCAGGUCGGCAACUACGAUGUGAAGCCCACAAGUCUUGGUGCGGCUCCAGCCUCGAACGAAAUCAAGCGCACAGCGCUCAACUUUUUCGGAAACCAGACCUACUACUGCUUCUUCCGCUUGUAUCAGCUUGUUUACAGCCGCCUGGAGACGAUCAAGGUGGCAGCAUCUGAGAUGGGCAAGAACGUGUCAGAACGCAGGAUGGUCAACCCUGCUGCCAUUGACCUCGGCUUUCAGGACCCUGAUGCAACGGUUGAACCGGAGCAAAGCAAUGACAAUAGCGACAACUAUGCGAAGUUGCUUGCAUUCAUUCACAAGGUCUUUGAUGGCGAGCUGGAGCAGACAGCUUUCGAAGAGCAGGCACGCCACCUCUUCGCCACUAAGGCAUACAUCAUCUUCACACUGGAUAAGGUCAUCGGAGCGCUCCUAAAGCAUGUGCAUACAAUUGUUGUCGACCAACGAUGCAACGAACUCAUUGCCAUGUUUGUCAAGGAUCGUCAGCAUGAGAAGAACAGCAGGCGGCAACAGAUAAUCUACCGUAUGCAGGCUGAUGCCGUUGUUGGAGACGAGAACCUAUACAAGAUCGAAUAUGCCAAAGAUGAGGUAGCGAUGAGCAUCCAGCUACUGAGCAAGAACGACUAUACAUUGGACACAGCUAUCUCAUCGGAAGAAAAAUGGGGAUACUACAUCGAUAGCUAUGUGCUCUUGACGCCUACGGAGGGAGUGCUUCCAUCAAACUUCCCCACAUUCUUGAAGAGGAACCUGCCAGCUCAUAUUCCGGAAGAGCCCCCACAGGAUAUCAUCACACACAGUGGACUGGAGGUCAAGAUUUGCAUCAACACGUACAAGAUCUUCUUUGUGAACUCGACCGAGGAUUUCUUCAAGCGCAAGGGAUCGAGUGUAUCGAGGGAGAGACUAAAUGAAGGGCGCGCGAAGCGCUCAGAGAAGAUGCAGGCAUGGCUGAAGGCGACGCUGGAGGAACAAGAGUUAAACCAGGAGGAGCUGGAUACGUCGUUCCAGAAGUGGCUUCUGGAGGGACCUGAGGAUGCCAAAGAGGGUCUGGUCACGGCCGUGAAAACGAUACCGGCGACGGCAGACAGUACUGAGAAGAAGAUCUAUAGCACCACCGCAACGGCCGACAAGGAUGUGACGAUGACAAGUGCGGACGAUGCAUAACCGCGCACGAUGGAUCCGACCACCUGUGCCUCUGACGGAGGAUUGUAACGACUUCUCUCUUGGUGCGCCGGAAACCAUCACCAUUGACUUCGAGUGAGGUCCAGCUGAACGAUAAUUUUUCAUUUUUUUCGUAAUACAUUUUGUCAAUUGAAACCCAAGCGGGCAAGAGUGACGUGAU
This is a messenger RNA of Gamsiella multidivaricata, 4630 nucleotides long. RefSeq lists its product as uncharacterized. Lineage: Eukaryota; Fungi; Mortierellomycota; Mortierellomycetes; Mortierellales; Mortierellaceae. Gene Ontology annotation, molecular function: transcription corepressor activity. Bases 289 to 4452 code for a protein of 1387 amino acids. The transcript has 12 exons. Gene Ontology annotation, biological process: negative regulation of transcription by RNA polymerase II. The record is from RefSeq and is a predicted model, not a curated record. Gene Ontology annotation, cellular component: Sin3-type complex; chromatin.